Molecule: messenger RNA, 2431 nt
Organism: Oryzias latipes (Japanese medaka)
Lineage: Eukaryota; Metazoa; Chordata; Actinopteri; Beloniformes; Adrianichthyidae
Gene: hsf2
Product: heat shock transcription factor 2
Biological process (GO): regulation of DNA-templated transcription
Molecular function (GO): DNA-binding transcription factor activity; sequence-specific DNA binding
Source: RefSeq, a predicted model, not a curated record
ACCGGAACUCGUGUUCCAUUGGAGAGAGCGGGGCGAGUUUCAGCGACCAAACAGAGCUGUCUCGUUUCAGAGGGGAUUGUUGUUCUUUCUCUCAUUUUUUUAAAGCCCCCUUGGUGUCAGUGAGGAUGAAGCAAAGCUCGAGCGUCCCGGCGUUCCUCACCAAGCUGUGGACGCUGGUGGAGGACGCGGACACCAACGAGUUCAUCUGCUGGAGUCAGGAGGGCAACAGCUUCCUGGUGUUGGAUGAGCAGCGCUUCGCCAAGGAGAUCCUGCCCAAGUUCUUCAAGCACAACAACAUGGCCAGCUUCAUCCGGCAGCUGAACAUGUAUGGGUUCCGUAAGGUCAUGCACAUGGACACUGGGGUCGUGAAGCAGGAGAGGGACGGGCCGGUGGAGUUCCAACACCCCUACUUCAAACACGGACAGGACGACCUGCUGGAGAACAUCAAGAGAAAGGUGUCCAACACUCGGCCUGAGGACAAUAAACUCCGACAGGAAGACCUGACUAAGAUUCUAGCGACGGUCCAGAGCGUCCACAGCAAACAGGAGAGCAUCGACGCCAGGCUGACAACACUGAAGAGGGAGAACGAGUCUCUGUGGAGGGAAAUCUCCGACCUGAGGCAGAAGCACGUUCACCAGCAGCAGCUCAUAAAGAAGCUCAUACACUUUAUCGUCACACUGGUUCAAAGCAACCGCAUCAUUAACUUAAAGCGUAAGAGAUCAAUCCUCAUGAACGGAAACGGGAAAAAGCCCAAAUACUUCCAUGAGAUUUUUGAUGACAACGUUUAUGUUGACCAGACGCCUGUCAACGGUCUGAACGGCGUGAAGGCAUCGGAGGUCUCAGACGACGUGGUCAUCUGUGAUUUGACAGAGGGCGACACUGACGGGACCGCGGAGAUCACAGAGAGUCCACCCCACACCCUUGAGCCCAGUGAGGUGGAGAUUGUGGAGGUGGACCUGGACAGCUGUGGGGUUAUUCCAGCUGAGGCUGAAGUGAGCACCGCCAGCACAGAGGAGCUCCGACAGACGGAGGUGGAAGAGGUCCCCGACAUCACCGCAGUGACGGACACCAUCCAGCGGAGCAGCUCUAUGGACAGCAACGCCCUGCUGCUCAACAAACCCUCCGGUUUGAGUCUGGAGGAUCCCGUAAAGAUGAUGGACUCCAUCAUGAACGAGAACGGAGCAAUCUCCCAGAACAUCAAUCUGCUGGGAAAGCUGGAGCUCAUGGACUAUCUGGACAGCAUUGACUGCAGUCUGGAGGACUUUCAGGCCAUGAUCUAUGAGAAACAGUGCAGUUUUGAUUUUGAGGCCCUUGAGGAGAGCGUUUCAGUUAAGGACAGCAACACAGAGCCAGUCAGAAGCAAGACAGAGAAGGACAACACCGAUAAGCAGCUGAUCCAGUACACCUGCUGCCCCCUGCUGGCUUUCCUAGAUGGCUGUGCCCCUCCCCCAGAUCUGGAUUUGAACUCCAACACUCCAGUGGGGUCAGACUCGUGCUUGCAGGCCCCCUCCAGCCCUGGCAGCGUUGUAGAGCUGCCCUCAGAGCUCCUGGACCCUGACGAGGAGCCGAAGCAGCCGAGCCGCAGCUCCCUGAUCCGCUUGGAGCCGCUGACCGAGGCGGAGGCCAGCGAGGAGACGCUCUUCUACCUGUGCGAGCUGAGUCCUGCCGCACCUGAGACUGACUCCGCCCAACUGAGCCAAGUAUGAGCAGAUCUGUUGGACGUCCUCCUGCUGGGAUCAGAUCCUGCUUGGACUCUGUGCCCCCCCCCCCCCCCCCCCCCCUCCUUCAGCACUUAUCAUCAGCUCAAAUGAGGGGGGAGCACCUCACCACAAAGUUUCUUUCUUAUUAUUCCGACUGCUGCCUGUGUUCUCGUGGAAUUUCUGUGAGACGUAGAGAUGAGGAGCAGACCUCUGUGUUCAGCACCAGAGGAGGAAGAUGAGGCCCAUUUCUUCCUUCUCUCCGCCCAUAUUUGGUCCAAAAGUGCAGUCUCCUCCUUGUACAUACAUUUAUUUAUUUCCAGUUGUUUUUUGUUUGUUUGUUUUUGCUACAUUUCCUUCCAAAGCUAACAUUUCAUAAAGCAGCAUUCCUUCAGAAGAGAGGAGUUUGCUUUGAACUGCUGCGCGGCAGCUUAGCUCAGGUUCUGCAGCGGCCCAUCCAUGCACAAACACUGCAGAGCUGCAGCGGGAGGGAAGGGAAAUUCUCCUGCAGAGAUGCGGCUGAGGAGCGUCGUGACAGCAGCUGAGGUUUCUACACGGCUGGAACCUCUUUGACAUGACAUGAUGGGUAGAACUGCUGAUUUCUGUAAACAAUGAACCGGAACACAGCUUUUUUCAUGCUGCCUCCGCUGAGUCAGGCUGACGUUGUGAGGUACGGUGGUUUCUGUGUCGACCGAUGAAACCAUGCAGCUGAAAUAAAGUUAAUGUCUAGUGAU